AUGUUCCUACGCAGUGGUCUGCUGCUGCGGCGGUACAGCAACCGCGCCGGCAAGGCCCCCGAUCUCAAGACCAGUUUCGCCAAAACCAGCAACUUCAAACGCGCGGAGAAACUCACACUCGCCACUGCAGACGGGGAUGUCGUCCGGGGCCGCGGUAAAGUCCGCCGCCGCACACACAGUGCCCUCAAAGACGCCAUUGCCGCGAUGGAGCACCCCGCCAUUUGGCUGUGGUACCCGUGGCGGAUGAAUCCAGAGCCGCCCACACCGCACAUGCCCCGCAGACGCGCCUUAAAAAAUCUCUACGGUGCCGUUUACUCUGAUCUCACACCUGUGCAGAAGAAGCGGCAAGAGCAGAUGCUGUAUGGUGUGAAUAUACCAGAAACACGACAGAUGAAGUUUGAAGAGGCACACCCACUUCUCGCUGGGGCACUACGGCAAUUAGAUGGACAACCGAAGGGAUUUCCAUUUUGGUAUAAAAAGUAUCCAACACGACGUCAUGCUUAUGAGAAUCGAUUUAGUAUUCCGGCAGAGAUGUUGGAUGGGUAUAGUGAUGAUAUGAAGAAAGCUCUCUCCAAGAGUAUGAUGACGAUUCAGGAAAAACAGUUUGCACAGGAAUCUAUGUAUAUGGAACGAUAUGCAGAACAUGAUUUUGAUACCACAAGUCCAGCCGUUUUAGCUGUUAAACGUGCCCUUAAGUGUCGUGUAUUACGAAAUCAUUUAUUAACUAAUCCUCACAAUAAUAUUAUUAAAACUGUUUUGGCAAACACAGAAAGAAAACUUAAUCAUGCAUUACGAAAACUACGAAAGGUGGAUUUUAAAAAAUAUUGGGAAAUUAUUCGUGAUCAUGAUGUUCAAGAUAUACUUCAACCUUCUAAUUUGGUAACAUAUCGACAAGGUGCCUAUUGGAAGUAUGAUUGGAAUGCCGGAUUAGCCAUUUCUACUAAUCUCGCCGAUGUAUUGGACCCACGUGGAUUAAAUGGAUGUGUGGAGACUGGACGUUCACGUUCAGAAGUGGCUCGUGAUUUAGGUCUUUCCUACACACGUCCUCUACAAGAUAAUGAAAAGAAACAACUCUCACAGCAGGCGGUCUAUUAUGAACGAUUGGCGAAGUUUAAGAUGGAACAACCAGAAGCAGCGAGAGUACAAGAACGUGAACGGUUUGUUCGUAAGUUUUCAGGCAUGUUUGCAAAGAUGGAUAUUAAGUCUGGGGCACCGGACUUCCCAAGUACAUACCGUAAACUGUUAGGCACAAAGGUGGUGCGCUGGUCCUCUAAGCGGCACGGUCCUGCGUAG
This is a messenger RNA of Trypanosoma theileri, 1293 nucleotides long. RefSeq lists its product as uncharacterized. The record is from RefSeq and is a predicted model, not a curated record. The coding region runs from base 1 to 1293 and encodes 430 amino acids. The transcript has a single exon. NCBI's taxonomy places the organism in Eukaryota, Euglenozoa, Kinetoplastea, Trypanosomatida, Trypanosomatidae.